Molecule: messenger RNA, 4212 nt
Organism: Nerophis lumbriciformis (worm pipefish)
Lineage: Eukaryota; Metazoa; Chordata; Actinopteri; Syngnathiformes; Syngnathidae
Source: RefSeq, a predicted model, not a curated record
AUGCCGAUGGCUGCCGACCCGCCGCAGCCAGAGAAACUGGACACAUCGGAAAACCUGAGUGCAGCCGGUUUGGCGGAGGAGUCCGAAAAAGUGGGCGGGGUCCCGAUCCAUCACCGGUACCGCCGAGACCUGCUGAACGAAGACGGCGUCGAGCUAUGCUUCGAAGAGGUUCGAGCUAAAGAAUUUCUCGACAAACGAAAGAAGCAAUUGCACGAGGAAUGUCUGCGUCUGUGUGAAGAGAAGAUGCAGUUGGAGCUGCAGGUGGCGCACAGGAGCAGCCUGAUGCGGCAGUCCGCACGUUACGACGCUACCCGCAGCGUCUCUGAGGAACCUUCUUCGCUGCCGCCGUAUUCCGGGAUGUCUGAGGCGGACCUCGGCGCCAACAAGACCGCUCGUCUCCCAGACACUGCUGGUCUGUCUCAGCGUAGCAACGGCGGUCCGGAUCAAACACGAGACCAGGUGUUCACUUCCGUGGCGGAGGUCGUCCCAGAGACUCGCUCGAAAGGGGAUGGCACUAAUCCGCACCGGCGGGACGUGAUGUCUUGCGACCUGCCUUCCGGCGUGGAGUUUGAAGAGCCUCUUCCGGACGUGCAGGAAGACUACGUCGUGUGUCUCGGCGGCAAGCGCUACCAGACGUCGCGGCGCCUUCUGGCGGAAAGUGGCGUGCUGGCCUACGAGGGCUCGCGAGGCCAAUGCUCCGUCAUCAUCAAGGUGGAUCGCUGCCAGGUCUCGAGGGAUUUUGACGCGUUCGGUCGUCUGACCGAUACUUGGCCGGCUGGCGCAGACUCGCCGCGGGUCCAACGUUUUCAAUUUCGGGACGGCUGCGUCACCGUCUACGAAACCCCGCCCUCACACAUUUUCUCAGAGUUUUCGGAGCGCCUGCUGAGUGAGGACUCGUUGCCGGCCUUGGCGCCUUCCCUGCUGAGGCUGAUGGAGGCGAUGCGCGCCUGCGGCGCAGAGCCUGCGGACCUACGGCCGGACUCUCUCAUCUCGUGUCACACCAUGGGAGCGGGCUCCGAUUGGCUAUUUCCUCUGGAAUGGCGCGCGGCAGCGACGGACGCGCGGGAGGAUCAGGCGGACUCCCCGGACGUGGCCCAAAGGCUGCAUCUCCUGCUAACCGAGUACAAGACGGCAGCUGUCGAGCGCCGGACGGCGGAUAGCUCUGGACCGAGAUGGCGUCCCAGCUGCUCCGAGGAGAAGAAACGCAAUCGUAAAAAAGACGAAGAUGGACUAAAGAUGGCCAACAACACAGGCCAGUUGUUACACGCUCUGGAAAGAUCGGAGGCUCGUCCGGACGGCGGCUACAAACACAAAUGGAGUUUCUCUGCACGAGAAAAUGAGGAGGACCAUCGCUCCGCCGUGACGACUUCGCCAGGUACCGACAAGCUGGAGUCUCCGUCCUCGCACGGAAACAAGUCUCCACCUUUGAGGCCUUUCAUCUCUGCCGACCCCCUGAGGACGUACGAAAAGCGCUUCUAUGGUCUUGCCAGGCCCAAAAAGCUCAAUACUUUGAAAGUCCCAGGGGAAAAAAAUGAGGGAGGUCACGGCCCAGGUUUGCUUUUUCACAGCCUAACGUCAUCCCCGGCCGGUGCCGGUAACUACCCGAUGGUCAACCACGCCCCUUCGCAAGGAUUAGUGCUGCAGGGUCGCCAUUUUCAGCACGCGCAGAUGGCCUCCGCCCUGGGGAAGCCCGUCCAAAGGGACGACUCGACAGGCGACGUCGGGGAGGCGGCGGAAGUAGACAACAUUGUGCUCACUUGUCCUGAUUCGCCAGGCGACCGCAUCAAACGCCUGGUCAGUCAAAAGAGGAGAUCGCCGGAGGUGAGUCGGCCACCGUCGACGUUUGAAGUGGGAGGGUCGGCGGCGAAGGAAGGAACAUCGAGUGCGGCCGUCUACCAGACGCUUUGCGGCAAGUGCAGAAAGCCGUGCGAGGACAGCAGCCGCUGCCGCCACUGCGGCAACAGUCCGGCAUGUCUGCCGUCACCGUCGCCCCGCGCCCCUCUUCGACCGGUGUCGCCGGACCGCCCGGAAGCGCCGCUGGGCGACCGCCGACGAUCUCCCCCGCCGGCUAGCGCGUCCCGCUGCCGCGGUGCCCGCGAGUUACCCAGAGGCAGGGCGAAGACGGCGCCCCGAAUCGACCGCCCCAGUGAGUCUUCGGCCGUCGGUCGGACGGGGAGAGAAAGCCGUCGUCCACCGCUGCACCUUGUUUUUCCACUAGUCGUCCUGUCCAGCGACGACGAAGCCGACGACGGCGCCGGGCGACCGGACAACGUCUCGCCUCGGCCCGCCGACUCGGCGCAUUCGUCGCCGGCACCCUGCGGCGGCGGAGCAGAGGCGAAAAGCGGCGGAGACAUGAGCGCCGCCUACUUUGAGGACGUGGAUCUGCGGAUGGUCAUACCGCGGCGGAACCGGAUGAAGGACCAGUUGGGACUGCGGCCGAGUUCUCCUCAAAAUAAGCGUUUCAAAGGGGAGCCCGCGAAGUGCGGCAGCAUCAUCCUGCAAUGCCGGAGCAUCCGCGUGGGAACGCUGCGGCGGAUGGUGACCAAGCCGGUGGUGUUUUCCGUGGAGCACAUCCAACUGGAGACGGAAGGGCCGGAGCCCAACACGUCGGAGAAGGUGCUCCUGCGGGCUUCGGAGCUGGUCCGCUGCGAGUGGUGCAGUGUCCGCAAGCUGCCCGUCCUCUUCUUCCAGACCACGCCCGACGAGUGCGUCCGACUGCGCGCGCAGCUCAACAUGACGCCGGACGUCGGCGGCCAGUGGUACGACUGCCAGGGUCAACAAUCGGACGAGAAGUACAUCGUGUUGAUAUUCGCCGACGGUCUGGACAUGAAGGAGCAGAUGAUCCUGGAGGACAUCUUGUUCGAAAUCGGGCACAACAACGACUUGGACGACUUUCCCUCCAAGUUGCCCUUCGAAGAGGCCAACAUCCGCCUGGUUAACUUCAACAAGGCCACCAAGCAGAAGCAAGAUAAGGUGCCGCAAAGAUUAGCGUACUCUGCUACGGUGUUUUUCAUUUUGUGUGUGUGUGCUCGCACGCAGCUAAAGGGCGUCACCACCCCGUCUCGGUGUUUGCCCGUCACCAGGAGCUUCAGCGCUGCCAUCGCAGCCACUUUUUUUGAGCAGGAGAACAUAGAAGUGGCCGACCUGCAGCCCACCUUCUCGGGCCCGCCAGUCAAGCUGAUGGUUUACCCCCCUCCUCCGGCCAAAGGGGGCAUUUCGGUCACCAACGAAGACCUCCACUGCCUUAACGAGGGAGAAUUCCUUAAUGACGUUAUCAUCGAUUUUUAUUUAAAAUAUUUAGUUUUGGAGAAACUGAAGAAAGAAGAUUCCCAAAGAAUCCACGUCUUCAGCUCCUUCUUCUACCGGCGGCUCACCCAAAGGGAGAAGGGCAGCGCCCCCGACAGGAACACCAAUCUCCCGAUCCCCAAACGCAAGCACAACAGGGUCAAGACGUGGACGCGGCACGUGGAUCUCUUCGAAAAGGACUUUGUCUUCGUUCCCAUCAACGAAUCGGCGCACUGGUACCUGGCGGUGAUCUGCUUCCCCGGCGCCGACCCCCCUUCGGAGGAACUGCCGGAGGGACCCCGGCCCGAUCCUACCGAGCGGCCCUCCGAACCGCGCUACGCCGGCGAGUUGCACAGAAUCAGCGUGUGUUACGCGAACGACUACGACCAGAUGUCGGACGAGCGGAGCUCCUGUCAGGACGAAGGCAGCGACGACGGCGCUCUGCCGGCAGAGGACGCCUCCGACUCGGCCCCGGCCUCCGACGCCGGCGAAGUCGACCGCUGCAAAAGGUCGUGCAUCCUCAUCAUGGACUCCCUGCGCGGUCCCACCAGGUCAACAGUGGUCAAGACGCUGAGAGAGUACCUGGAAGUGGAGUGGGAAGUGCGCAAAGGCAGUAAGCGCAGCUUUGGCAAAAAUGUCAUGAAGGGCUCCAGUCCUCGCGUGCCUCAGCAGGACAACUUCAGCGACUGCGGAAUCUACGUCCUGCAGUACGUGGAGAGCUUCUUUGAGAACCCCAUCAGCAACUUCCAGCCGCCCGUCAACCUGACCGAGUGGUUCCCUCAGCAGAGGAUGAAGAGCAAACGUCAGGAGAUUGCUAGCUUGAUCCUGCGCAUCCGAGACCAGCAGGAAGCCCGCCGGGAGGGGGCCGAGGCCUUGCCCGAGGUCCAGGAGGCGUCCGGCGCCGACCCUCCGCCGCUCGACCCCUGA